This is a messenger RNA of Limulus polyphemus (Atlantic horseshoe crab), 1522 nucleotides long. RefSeq names its product partitioning defective 3 homolog. NCBI's taxonomy places the organism in Eukaryota, Metazoa, Arthropoda, Merostomata, Xiphosura, Limulidae. Gene Ontology annotation, molecular function: protein binding; phosphatidylinositol binding. The record is from RefSeq and is a predicted model, not a curated record. Gene Ontology annotation, cellular component: adherens junction; cell cortex; apical plasma membrane. Gene Ontology annotation, biological process: establishment or maintenance of epithelial cell apical/basal polarity; establishment of cell polarity; intracellular protein localization. The transcript has 10 exons. The annotation marks the transcript as partial.
CGUUUUACCGAAACAAUUUUAAACACCAUUGUCGUUUCGGCCUAGAAUAUAGAAUUCCUGUAUCCUAAAGUGCUCAUGUGACAAACUUAUUUAAAUGUGGAUAACGAUAAUUGCUAUCUAUGAAGAACAAGGAUCCCCAUUUUUACCCCAUAAUGGAGGAGAUGGUACUAGUGCUAGUUCGAUGGGAACGGAAAGUCCAGACAUAUUCAGAUGUAAAGAAAAUCCCCAUCAUAAAUUGAAGGAGUUUUACAGUGAAAAUGAUGUAGUAAUCACAGCAUGUGAUAUUUCUUCUGGUUUGACUCCUCUUUAUGUGCGUAGAGAAAGUGAACCGGCUCUCAACCGUCUUUUGUCUGAUGUAUCAAAUGUUGAUUCAACAAAAAGAUGGUCUGCAGCAGUCACUAUGGGCACUGAAGCAUGUGGGAUCUUGAAACCUCUAAAAAUGCAAGAUGGUAGAAAAGAACCACUUAGUGAAUUGGGAACAUCAACUGAUCAGUCGAGAGAUAGAUGCAUUGACUCAUUGCAUGGAAGUGAGGACAGACAAGAUUCUAUAAUCCUAAAAAGUGAAUCAGGGCCUCUAGGUAUCCAUGUUAUCUCAGACUAUGACCUGCAUGGAAGAGGUAUGGGAAUCGUGGUUCAGGGAAUUGAACCUGGUGGCAGGAUUGAUCAAGAUGGCAGACUCUGUGUAGGAGAUCGUAUCGUUGCAAUCAAUGGAAAAAGUUUGCUCCACAUUAGUUUUCAGAAAGCUCAAGAGUUAUUCAAAGAUGCAUUAAAAGAGCCAGAAAUAAGAAUUCAACUAUCCAAGAGUUCUGUUCAAAGAAAUAUAGAGACUCCUCUUCUUCCUUUCUACCCAAAUUCCGUGGUCUGUAGGGAGUUUUCAAGAAAUGAAGAUGAAACAACAGAUUUGGUGGAGAGACAGAAACAAGAAAGUUUAAAGACAAAAGUUUCUUCAGUAAAAACAACAGAAAAGAUACCUCCCUCUGUACGAUUAAACCAAAAGAUCACUCCUCUCACCUCAAACACAAGAAAGAUUGGACGAAAGAUUCCAAUACAGCUGAUGAAAGGACCAUUUAGUUUUGGAUUCAGCAUAACCACAAGGGAUAAUCCUGCAGGUGGAAACUGCCCCAUUUAUGUAAAAAAUAUUUUACCUAAAGGAGCUGCAGUACAGGAUGGCAGAUUAAAGCCAGGUGACAGAAUUUUAGAGAGACAAAAGAAUGAUGGCAUGCACAAUUUUGAGAUCAACAAGGAAAUAGAGAGAUCGGGAAACAGAUUAGGCUUUUCUCAUCCAAGCAAGUAUAGUCAUUAUGUAAACUACAAAGAAAUUCAGCAGCAUCUACAGGAGUUCAGACAAAAUAAGCUACAGAAUCAUCCACAUCAGAAACAGAGGGGCAAGUCUUCUAUAGAACAGAAAGUCAGACCAGUAUCAAACUACUUUGGUUAUGGCAGCAAACAAGUACUCCAUCAGCAGUCUAGUAAUCAACAAAGUAAUGAAUCAGACACUAAAUCUUUACCUCAUCAUUCCAAA